Alosa alosa (allis shad) is the source of this 744-nucleotide messenger RNA. Its product is annotated as olfactory receptor 6N1-like. Gene Ontology annotation, biological process: G protein-coupled receptor signaling pathway. The coding region runs from base 1 to 744 and encodes 247 amino acids. NCBI's taxonomy places the organism in Eukaryota, Metazoa, Chordata, Actinopteri, Clupeiformes, Clupeidae. Gene Ontology annotation, molecular function: G protein-coupled receptor activity; olfactory receptor activity. The transcript has 2 exons. The record is from RefSeq and is a predicted model, not a curated record. Gene Ontology annotation, cellular component: membrane.
AUGUACUUCUUGUUGGCAUUUGUCCUUUAUAUCCUAAUCAUUACAGUCAACUUAACUUUGAUCUUAACAGUGAUCAUGGAAAAAAGCCUCCAUGAGCCCAUGUAUAUUUUCCUCUCUAAUCUAUGUGUGAAUAGCCUUUACGGAACUAUUGGUUUUUACCCUAAAUUUUUGCUAGACUUGCAAGCUGAUACUCACACAAUAACAUACAGUUGGUGCAUAACACAAGCUUAUGUGAUUUAUACCUCAGUAAUGUGUGAAAUCACUCUUUUAACAGUGAUGUCUUAUGACCGCUAUGUGGCAAUUUGCAGACCACUGCAAUACCACAGUAUUUUGACUCCACAUGCUGUGCUUAAACUGCUUGUAGUGGCCUGGGCUUAUCCACUUUUGACAGCAGUAGCAUCUCUUAUUCUUACUCUCAGAAUACCCAUUUGUGGAUCUCACAUUCGUAAACUAUUCUGUGAUAAUCCUUCAAUACUAAAGCUGGGUUGUUCUCUAGUCACAGCCAACCAGGUAUGGGGCAUGAUACUUAUUACAGCCAUCUUCAUCAUGACAACACUGUUUGACGUAUCAUACAGUUGGGUUGGUUCAGAAAACCUGCCAAUUAGUGUACGCAAUGCAUUGGCUAUACAGUUUUUGAUUCUCCCUCCACUAUCAAAUCCAAUAACUUAUGGGCUUCAACUUCCACAGAUCCGGAAAGCAGUAUUCAGACAAGGUUGUAAACAUAAAAUGUGUCACCAGAGAUGA